AUGACAGACUCAGAGAACAAAGGUGUUGAGAAUCUCCUAAUUAGUAAUGUAACGACCGAAGUUCCAGACAAUGGAUCUGAUGAUGACGUCAUUGAGGUAGUACGAGACGAUGCUCCAAUUGAAAUACUUUCAGAUGGAGAAGAAUUAGAAUUGGAAAAAACUAAGCAAGCACAAAAUAGUACAAUACAAAAUAUCGACUUUCUACCACAACCUGUAAAUCCAAAUGUUAGCGAAUCAAAUACAGACGAAUCUAAUACUGAAAUAGACGUUAAUAAAUGCGACGAAACUGAAUGCGACCAAGAACUUCGUCCAAUAACACAUGUAGAAAUAACAAGUAAUUCUAUUCCAAAUUGUGAUCCUGUAAUACAAUUAGAAAUGCCGUUAUUUGAAACUACUAUAGAUAUUAUUACUGGGGAAAAACUAAAUGAUAAUAGUUUUGAUGACAAUGAUGAAGAAAAUGUCUACGUCAACGUGACAGACGAUGUUAAUGUUGAUGAACAAACUGAUGUAAAUCAGGAAGAAGUAAAUGUCGACACAAUUAACGAUACUCCUGGUCCUCUUGAAAAUAAUGUAAAGGAUCUUAAUGCAGUUAAUAAUGAUAACACUGAUGUUCCUAACGACAAACCGAAUGAAAACUUAAACGAUAAUGUUAAUACGCAAUGAGGUAUGGGCUAUUUUUUAACAAAAAGCCGAAGAGGUGCAGUAAUACUCUUCCAUGAAGGGUACAAGUAUCGUCAGGAUUACAUACAUGGUGAUAGAAUUUCCUGGAGAUGUAUACGACGGCAUCAUGGCUGCAAAGGCUCAGCUGCGACUAAAGGCAAGAGACUUUUGAAGGCAAGUGAACACACGCAUGAUGAGGAGGAAGAAGACAAUGAAGAUAAAAUUGAAGUUAUUUGUAUUGAUGCAGCCUUUAAAUAG
Spodoptera exigua (beet armyworm) is the source of this 918-nucleotide messenger RNA. Lineage: Eukaryota; Metazoa; Arthropoda; Insecta; Lepidoptera; Noctuidae. The record is from the annotation of a GenBank genome assembly.